AUGGCCGAGGAUAUUGGAAUGGAGCCAUGUUUCGACGUGGAAGACCUGAAACCGCGGAAAGAGGCGCUGAAAAAAAUGAAAAAAGCGGAAAGAUCGGCGCCGGCCAUCCAAAUUGUCGAAAAAGAGGCUGAAGUUGCGGAAAAAGCGGAAGACGGCGAGGAGAAGCCAAUGUCGAAGACAGCGAAACGCAAAUUAAAGCGAAAAUUGGCGAUUGAGCGCAAAGAAAAGGUUCUUUCGAGUUUUUUGCCAGCUUUUGAGAAAACAUGGUUUUCCUUCAGGAAAAUGCGGUUGGCGCGGAGCCAGAAGCCAAAAAAGAGAAGCAGGAGGGCGAGGAGGAGGUGGAGAAGCCAGAAAAUGCCGAGAAAAGUAGAUUUUCCCAUUCGAUUUUUUUUUAAUGAAAUUUCUGUCCAGACAAGCCAAAACACAAGGGAAAAGACAAGGAGCACAGUUUUGAGGCGAUCGAAAAGAAGUUCAGUGUGCUUUUGGGUAAAUUAUCGGAAACUACCAGCAAUUUCAAAGAGGUUUGUAAACACAUUGAAACAUUUUUGAAGUUUGGCCUAAAAUCGUCUUUUCAGGGCGAAGCAAUCAUCAAAAAAGACGUGGAGGACGGAAAAAUCACUGCCGAACAGGCGCACACACUCUACAGAGUCUAUAAUCGCAAUUUGAGAAUCAAAGUCUGCGGAAAAAUGAAGGAUUUUGUUGAGCUUUAAUUUUUCAGCGUCUCCGCGACAAAUUGAACAGAUUUCUCGGCGAGAAUGCUCAUUUGGAGGCUGUCAAGGUUCGUUUUACCAGAAAAUGCUCUAAACUCUCCAAAAUCGAUGAUUUUUCAGCAAAAAAUCAACGAUUGGCGUGCGGCGGGAAAAGUUACGGCCGCCGACGCGAUGCUCCUCGUGAAAAGAUGGAAAAGUCGAGAAACUCGACGAGUCGGACGACAGGACCAGAAGAUUAUGUGGGUUUUUUGGUGAAAUCUGGCGAAGAAAGCAUGCAAUUGUUUUUCAGAAAUUCAGCGUGUUUCCACUGCCGCGAGCCGGGCCACCGUCUGGCGGAUUGCCCGAAAAAGAACAGUUCGUCUUCGGACGGCGUCUGUUUCAAAUGCGGAUCCAUGGAACACUCGAUCCACGAGUGCAAGAAAAAGGGCGUCAAAGGUUGGCGUUUUAGAGAAAUCGGAAAGAAUUGA
Caenorhabditis sp. 36 PRJEB53466 is the source of this 1177-nucleotide messenger RNA. Lineage: Eukaryota; Metazoa; Nematoda; Chromadorea; Rhabditida; Rhabditidae. The record is from the annotation of a GenBank genome assembly.